CGCAGAGGAAGGUUCUGUCGAGGUCGAUAUUUACAAUGGGUCCACAACUGAAAUUUCUAGCGCGGCCUCAGCUGGUGUGCUCGCAGCCAAUAUGCUUCCGGACAUCCUUCACAAUCUUCCCAUUGUCACGAUGCUUCUCUACAACUUCACCAGCGUUUGACUGGCUCACACCGAAAUUUAUGGAGAAGUCGAAGUCGCCUAAGGGUCGCCCACAUGUCGCUACUGGAGGCUCGUCUCGUGGUACAACAGUCGUCUGGGGAGAUUACGGGCUGCGCAUGAAAGACCAUGACCGCCGACUACCCGCUGCAUCGCUGAAAAUCGCGGAGGAGACCAUUAAGAGGCGUCUAAGAGGAAUGAACUAUACACUAUACAAGCGCGUAAGCGCCAAUAUCGGUGUCUACACCAAGGGCAACGAGCAACGUAUGGGUAAGGGUAAGGGAAAGUUCGACUACUGGACUGCCAGGGUCCCCGUGAGCAGGAUUGUCUUUGAGCUCAAGGGAGAUAUUCACGAAAAGAUUGCCCGAGAAGCCUUCCGGUUGGCUGGCCAUAAGUUGCCUGGACUCUGGGAGUUCGUCAAAAACGGCGAUCCUCCCGUUGUUGGCAUAACAAAACUCGGAAAUGGUGUGACUUUGGAAAGCUUGAAGCGGGCACGCAGAGAUCCUCCUCUUGGGACAAACAAUUUACCCACGUCUCCCAGUUCCACCUCCUCUAGCCCCUCUGCUUCUCAAUAAGCCAAGGAAUCUCUCACUCACCUUCCACCAUGCUCCCCCUUCUCACUCCCCCGGGGUUUUUUCGGCGUCUAAGCCCCGACUCCCGAACCAGGCCCAUACCCUUGUUCUCUCCUUGUUUUAGCAGCAUCGUCUUGGGGAUCGACCUUCAGGUAUCAUGUAUAUUAUCAUCAGCCUCAGGCUCUAUUUAUUUCCAUUGUAUCCCAUAAAGGAGUUUGAUAGAAAGAAAGGAUAUUCACCGAUUCUCUGUUUGUAUAGCCAGAGAUACCAGACGUGGACACCCCGAGCUCAAGUUUCCGUACCUCCCUUUCCUCUUCCGCCACCUCCCUCAACUC
Molecule: messenger RNA, 1063 nt
Organism: Aspergillus ochraceoroseus IBT 24754
Lineage: Eukaryota; Fungi; Ascomycota; Eurotiomycetes; Eurotiales; Aspergillaceae
Product: mitochondrial 54S ribosomal protein uL16m
Exons: 3
Coding region: 36-731 (231 amino acids)
Biological process (GO): mitochondrial translation
Cellular component (GO): mitochondrial large ribosomal subunit; ribosome
Molecular function (GO): structural constituent of ribosome; rRNA binding
Source: RefSeq, a predicted model, not a curated record